CCUCUCAUAAUAUUUUUCCAAAAGAAAUACGGUUCGGUACAGAUUAUAAAACACUUGUUAAAAACAAGUGAAGUGCUAUAACGAUAUGGAUGGUAUGGUACCCAACUCAACAAAACAAAUGUCCGAUUCGUGCGCCCAUUUCGUAAGUUCUUCGAACGAUAAAUUCGAUCAACGCCCUCUUAUUAUUAUGUUUUAAUAUAUAUGGGCGUAUGUGAAUUGCGAUAUUUACAUCCUACCUUCUAAUUAUAACGUAAAAUUAAUAUUAAUAUCUUUGGAAAACUGUUAAAUUCUUUUAGCAGAACGGCUUAGCGACGAAAGGAAUCAAGUUUCAUUUUUGCAGUUUUAUAAAUGUUUGUCUAAGUGUUUGGAUAUUUAGUAUUAUUUUCAUUGUAUUAUAAAACUAUAUUUAAUUGAGAAUAGUGAAUACUCAAGAUGCCAGUUAAAAGUGUUCUCCUUUCACCAUGCAGUAAGUGAUUAGACUGGAUCCAAUCAUCGAUGUGUCGUUGUCACAUCAUAAACGAAGCACGGAUGUUGACUCUUAGGAGUUGUCUGUGCGAUGGUGAUAGCAAAGAGUAAGAAAGUUAAACCCAAAAUGAACAACACGAUCAAAAGCAUGGAUUACAAUUGGACUUCUGGCCAGGAACCUCCCAACAACCAGGAACUGGGAGUUCCUCGAGCUAUAUUCAUUCCUCAUUCAAAUUCCUUGCCAUUUGACGAAAGGCGAGUCACACUGGAACAACCUAUAAAGAUUGGACGCAACGUAUACCGAGCCACACCGACACCGACGAAUACGAUCUUCGAAUGUAGGGUCCUCUCCCGGCACCACGCAACUCUCUACUAUGACAAAGGACACUUUUAUCUCGUGGAUAACCAGAGCAGCAACGGUACCUUCAUCAAUAACAAGCGUUGCUCGAUCUCGGAGCUCGAGCCGCAGGAGGUGUUCUCCGGUGACGUGGUCCAGUUCGGCAUUCCGGUCGUCGAGAAUGCUGCCAAUUCGGAAAAGAACACGUUUCCACCGGUGGUGGCGCUGCUCAAGUUAUACCACCCAGACGGCAAGGAGGCCAAGCUCUCCUUCAACCCCACCAUGACGACGCCAUUACAUCUCAAAGAGCUGUACGAGCUUAAUAAUUUUGUUCAGGAAGCAAUCCAGCGCGAGGCGUCACUGGAGGGGCGGCUGCGCACACUGCGCGAGUGCGUGGAGCGCACGCGUGCGGACGCGCAGGCCUCCUGGGAGCUGUUCGUGGGCGAGCAGCGGCUGCUGACGCGCGUGCACACGCUGGAGGCUAUGCUGGCCGCCGGCAAGCAGCCCGAGCAGCACCACGUCGUGCAGCUGCUCACUGAUAAGAGGAACUAUCAGGAGGUGGCGCAGGAGAGUCUGCGCAGCGCACACGAGCAGCGACUGGCGCUGGAGGAGACGCUGGAGCGGCGCAGUCGCGAGGCCGCCGCGCUUCAUCAUCACAACUACGCGCUCAGGCUCACCGCCAACAACGCACUCGCUGAGCUCCAGAAGUUGGCGGCGCGUUGCGAGCGCAAGAUGUGUGCGGCGCGCCUCGCCAUCGCCGCCGCUGAGGAGCGCGAGCAAGCUGUGCGCAAACAUCUCCCACUUACAUGUUCGGUGCAGAAUGGUGAGGCAAAGAUGUUGGUGGUGAGCACGGACAGCAACAAGGUGUCAGAGGCGAGGCGCUCCGGCUCGCUGGAGGAUGCUGUGAGAGCGCUGCCUGACUACAUCAAGCUGCUGCUGCCACAACCACUGCUCAACAAGGUGGGCAUAAAAGCAAUAUCCGCGGAAGGUAAAUCAGCGAAAGAGUUCGAAUUAAUUUUAAAGAAGAAUAAUAUUUACAACUCAGAUAAUAAAGAAAAAGAGGAAACGGAGGACGGUGUCAGCGGCAGCGCUGAAGAGAAGACAGAAGAGCCAGAUACUUGCACUGACGACGAAAAACAGUCGCGACUUAACCACGAUCAAGAGCAUGAAGUGGAAUCAUCGAGUCCAGUGGACGGCGAGCUGCACUCAGACAAUAAUGCCAACUCUACAUUCAGCGAGUCCAGCAACAGAGAAGAAUCUCCUAGUAAAGCUGGUGUGGAGUACGCGAACAUCUUGCGCGUGAUGGCGGGCCUUAACGAGGAGAUCCGAGUGUUGCGCGAGCGCGUGUCAGCUGCGGGCGCGGAGGUGGAGCAGCUGCGGGCCGUGCGCGACGAGCUGCUCGCCGCGCAGCCGGACACCGAGCUGGAGCCCGCCGCACCCGCCACACCCGCAGAGGACGCCGCUGCAUACCGCGCUAAGAUAACUGACCUGCAGGCCCAGCUGUCUCGAUCGACGGUGGCGGAGGAGGCGAACCUCGCGGAGAUCCAGCGGCUGUCGAGCAGCGCGGCGGAGCUGCAGGCCGAGCUCGCGUUCCGGCCGACCCGCGCCGACAUCGACGACCUCACCUCAGUGGUGGCCGCUCUGCGCGCCGAGCUGCUCGACAAGCAGAGCCAGGUGGACGCGCUGCAGGCCGCGCUGCACAGGGACGUCGUCACUCUCGACAAGGCGGUCGACACCUCGCGCUCGCUCGAGCGCCUCGACCGCAUCGCCCGCCCCGACCCCGCCAUGGACGCACCCAUCGACCCCACCAAGAUCUCGGCGGAGAUCGACGAGAUGUUCCAGCUGGAUUACGACGACGACGAGGAGACGGACUCCGCCGCCACCGAGAUCAACCGCGGCGCCAGCGAGCCGCCUCAGGCCGACACGAGCCUCGGCGAGUACGUGCGGCUGGGCGACGAGGAGCGGCUGCAGGUGACGCUGCAGAACGGCACGCUGCACGCGCUCGAGGAGGAGCUGGUGCGCACCAAGGAGAAGUGGGCGGAGGUGUGCGCGGAGCGCGCCCGCCUCGCCGCCCAGCUCGCCACGCUACAGAACAAGCCGCUGCACCUCGACGUCUCGCACGGCCUCGCGCUGCUGCUGCCCGUCGCGCUCGCCUGCCUCUACUACCUCCUGCUGCCCUACAUCUCCUGAUUGACGGCCUCCUGGGACCCGCCCGGGUACGCUUAGCGCCGCCCCGCACCCCCCCGCGCGCGCCUUCCUCACAGUAUACAGUUCAAAUUAUUGCUCACUUUUUUAUUUAUAACGCGGUGCUCGUACCGACCCCCGCCAUACGCGUCGCCGGUGAAAAAGUGGUUGGAUAUUUUUGGGUUUAGGAUAAUUUAGAAUAAUAAUUGUUGUGCGAGUGCGGGUGCGGGCGGCGCGCGGACCCGAGCUUACCGUAGAGUGCCAUUUGCUGUGAGGUGAGGACGCGACGUCGCGGUGCAUUCUAUUGUUGCAUGUAUAUUGUUUAGUUUUUUUUUGUUCUGUAAAAACGUCGGUAUCGUAUUGAGUAAAAAAGAGAGAAAAUAUUAAAUUCGUUGUUGAUAUCUGCCAUAAUAACUGUAUAUUGUUAAUGUUAAGGCCUAACGACUGUCUUAAGUUGUAAUAAAUUAUUGUUCUACGAGGUCUCUAUAUAUCUUUAAGCAAAUUCUCUGUGGAGCGAUAUAUUGGAGGCGGAAUGAAUCUAGCAAUAUGUCUCUUGUUGAUUAUAAACUAUAAGAUACUUUAUAGUGUGUUCAUGAUUGUAUUGUGUCGGUCGUCGUCGUCGCCGCACAUAUCACGUUGUCAGGGCGAGGCGGGGGCCGGGGCUGAGGCUGAGGCGGGGGCCGGGGCUGAGGCCGGGGCCGGGGCCAGAUUUGGGGCCUCUGUCCAUAGAUAUCGCCGUCGAUGUACAUUUUGAUUUUUUUUUUGCAUUUUCUAGUCUUUUGUAUCGGUUUAGAUUUGGUUGCAUGACGUUUUACAUCUUGCAAUUUAUCAGAGCUUCGGCUUUAAGCCGUUGGAUGCGACAAGAUUCGUUCGUUGUUUGACAUAUUCUAACACUAUUUCUUGUUUACUUUAGUAUGAGAUUUUACAUGAUUAAAGAUCUUAAUUGAGCAUAAGAAUAUGGAAUUUAUUGCUC
Molecule: messenger RNA, 3959 nt
Organism: Papilio machaon (common yellow swallowtail)
Lineage: Eukaryota; Metazoa; Arthropoda; Insecta; Lepidoptera; Papilionidae
Gene: Slmap
Product: sarcolemmal membrane-associated protein
Exons: 13
Coding region: 557-2992 (811 amino acids)
Molecular function (GO): protein binding
Source: RefSeq, a predicted model, not a curated record